Molecule: messenger RNA, 755 nt
Organism: Glycine soja
Lineage: Eukaryota; Viridiplantae; Streptophyta; Magnoliopsida; Fabales; Fabaceae
Product: ubiquitin-related modifier 1 homolog 2
Exons: 4
Coding region: 133-432 (99 amino acids)
Biological process (GO): tRNA thio-modification; protein urmylation
Cellular component (GO): nucleus; cytoplasm
Molecular function (GO): protein tag activity
Source: RefSeq, a predicted model, not a curated record
UGUUGCGUAAGAAUAAAAAGUGAGGGCUUUUAAGUUUGAUUUUGAAAAGGUUGUGCUGCUUCUCUCUCUGUCUCCUCGUUCGCUUCUUUCUCUCUCUAGGGUUUUGGGGGUUCUGAGUAAACGUUGUAAAACAUGCAGCUGACACUUGAAUUCGGAGGGGGAUUGGAACUUCUUUGUGACUCCAAGAAGAUUCAUAAUGUCAAUAUUGAGCAACACAAUGGAGAAGACAAGUUAAUCAUGAAAGAUUUGCUUUCUUGGGUACAGACCAACUUGAUUAAGGAGAGGCCUGAAAUGUUUAUGAAAGGAGAUACUGUGAGACCUGGAGUUCUUGUCCUUGUGAAUGAUUGUGAUUGGGAGCUAAGUGGUCAGCUGAACACAUCACUGGAAGACAAAGAUGUGGUGGUUUUUAUAUCAACCCUGCAUGGUGGUUAAGGCAUAGAUUACCAAAUGUUUAUAUGAAACAGUGAACUAAGAUAACUAAACAAGUUGACUAUCAAAUUUAAUGGCCUAAUAUGUAAGGUGCUGUUCACAGUCUUUACUUCUACCGAUAUCAAAUUUGGUUAUUACACUUUUACAGAUUUUGGCAAAGUUGUGAUACUUGUCUAAUAAAGUAACACUUAUUUGAUCCAAGGGAACUGGGAUGAUGUAUCUUUGGUUAUGACAUUGUAUACUACUGUAAGGUCUGAUCCAUGAGUUGCUUCACGCAAAUUAUUAGCUCCAAGAAAAUCAGGAUGAUGAAUAUCUUUACGGUAUAA